AUGAGAAAUAAGAAGAAGGCCUUGACUAAAGAAGAAAUAUAAUUUUACACAUAAAGAAGAUUGUAAUAUACUUAAGAUUUUUUAAAAAUGUCUUAACAAUUCGAUCCUAAGUUAAAAUAAUUAACAAGGCUUUUGAUUGCAAGAAAAUAGAUGAUGAAUAGCAAAAAUAAUUAAGCAAUGCCUUAAAGUAGAAAAUGCAAUAAAGUAUUUGCUUCAUUGACAAAGUCAUCUGAAAUACAAAAGAAAAUAGAUUAAGGAAUGUUAGCAGAAUCUUGUAAAUAUAAUUUGGAACCUAUGCCAAAAUGCAGGUAUUAUAGAGUUUUUUAUAUAGUUUUGCUUAUUCUGAUAUAUGUUCAAGAAUUUAAACUUCAAUGGUACCAAUAGUGGAGAAACUUGAUAAAAAUAUUUAAUAAAAAUUAGAUGAUUAAUAAAACCAUUAUGAAUCAGGUAGCAAAACAAAGAAAAAGUAACUGAUGAGAUCAGAUACAUUUUUUAAUGAGGAUCAGAAACCAGAGGAAUAUAUAGAUUCUAUGUAAAUAAAAAGUUGGAGAUUACACAAUAUAAUAGCUAGCAUUUCAAUAAUGUAGAGAACUAAAGCAUAUUAAGAAUAUAAUCAAAGAAAAUCUUUACAUCAUCGGCCAAUCCAUUUAUAAAUGUGUUCGAAUGAUAUAUCUGAAUAAUUAUCUUUAGAGGAUGAAGAUGAAGGUAUUAAUGGUAACUAAGAUUAUGAAAAGUUGAUAAAGUUUGAAAGAUUGAAAUUAAAAGAAUAAUUAGAGCAAGAUAAAAUAAAAAGUUAGAGAUUGGAUCAAUAUGUUUAAACAUCACUAUAAAAGCUAGGAUUAUAAAAAAAGAUGUUUUCAAUGAAGGAAUUGCAAGAAUUUAUAAAACAAUGUUAAGUUUAAACUUUAAAUGUUGUGAAUGAAUAUAAAACAGAAAGAUAAGAAUUUAAAAAUAGAAAAUCUUAAUUACUGAGUUCUUUAUUAUCAACUAAAAAUAAUACAUAUUCAAAUACAUAAUCAAGAUAUAAAAAUUUAUAUUAAGAUAGCAUAAAAUUAGAUGAAAAUAGAUUUUGCAAAACAGAAUAUAUUUCAAAUAAAAAUUCAUUUUAAAAUAAUAAUAAUAAUAAAAAUGAUUUAAUGAGGUUAGGAUAAUUAUCAUUAUUUAAUAUGAAUAAAGUUAAAUAAAGAUUUAACAAUUUACCCUAAAAAUUUAAAAAUGCUACGAAUCGUAAUUUAUAUUGA
Molecule: messenger RNA, 1241 nt
Organism: Paramecium sonneborni
Lineage: Eukaryota; Ciliophora; Oligohymenophorea; Peniculida; Parameciidae
Source: the annotation of a GenBank genome assembly